AGCACGCGCCACUCCCAGGUGUCCUCGCAAGGUCGCUUUUCAGAAGCUGGAUCUCUGGUAGGUGACAAACCGGGCUACAGGGGCUCGCCGUGUCCUUCUUCCCCGGGUCCCUGUGCCACCAUGACGGGGUACACUCCAGACGAGAAACUGCGACUGCAGCAGCUUCGGGAACUGAGAAGGCGAUGGCUAAAGGACCAGGAACUGAGCGCCCGCGAGCCGGUGCUGCCCCCGCAGAAGUUACGGCCUAUGGAAGCUUUCUGGAAUAGAUUUUUGCGUGACCAGGCCCCCUGGAAGAACAUGAUCUACAAGGUAUACAGAAACAGUAUCUUUGCUUUCACUAAUGUACUUAUACCGGCCUGGAUUGUUCAUUAUUAUGUCAAAUACCAUGUGAAUACAAAACCAUACGGUAUUGUGGAAAAGAAGCCUAAAAUAUUCCCAGGUGAUACUAUCCUGGAGACUGGGGAAGUAAUUCCGCCUUUGAAAGAAUUUCCUGAUGAGCAUCAUUGAAGAGUACUUUCAAAUUUCAAAGGCUUAGGAGCCCAAGUUUAUUACUACUACACCAUAUUUACUGAAUAUAUUUUCUGGAAAAGUAACUUUAAUAAAGUUUACUGUCUGG
Erinaceus europaeus (western European hedgehog) is the source of this 616-nucleotide messenger RNA. It is a transcript of the gene NDUFB6, whose product is annotated as NADH:ubiquinone oxidoreductase subunit B6. The coding region runs from base 121 to 507 and encodes 128 amino acids. Lineage: Eukaryota; Metazoa; Chordata; Mammalia; Eulipotyphla; Erinaceidae. Gene Ontology annotation, biological process: mitochondrial electron transport, NADH to ubiquinone; mitochondrial ATP synthesis coupled electron transport. The record is from RefSeq and is a predicted model, not a curated record. The transcript has 4 exons.